AUGGAUGAAUACACAGCCGAAGCCUUCGCCAACCGCGACGAGCCCCUACCGCUCAUCGCCGGCUCUCCUGGCGAUGUGGACGGCUCGUCCUCCGAAGCAGAUAUCGCAAGCCAGAGGCAGAAGUCGAAGAGGGCCCGGCCGCCUUCGCGCCUGAACACUCAGCUUCAAGAGAGCGCCACUUCUCCGCCCGAGAGAAACGAAGCCACUCCCCUUUCUGGAGGGAGAAUGUCUCUUCAGGAUCGCCUGUUUUCAAAAGUCCUUCAACAAGUGGUCCCAACCGAUGAUGGUCAUGAUGACCCGUCCUCCACUCCAACGCACCUCCACUCAAGCGCAUCUGUUUCUCGCCCGGCAUUUAGCCUGCCAUUAAUGACAUACAACUUCCGCCGCUUCAACGCCCGGAUCGGUAUUGUGUUCGUCUUCCAGUACCGCAUCAACCGCCUCCUCACCUGGCGGAAGCCCACACACACCUUAUCUCUCCUAGCAACAUAUUCAUUUAUCUGUCUCGACCCGUAUCUCCUCAUUGUGGUACCGCUGGCCAUUGCAUUAUUCCAUAUCAUGAUCCCGGCGUUCACCUCUCGCCAUCCACCGCCUCCCAGGUCAACAAUCAGCAGCGCCAACAUGACGACAGAAUACCAUCAAGCCUACACGGGUCCAGCCCUCGCCCCCGCCGCCGUCAUAAAGCCUGCCUCUGAAACCUCAAAGGACUUCUUCCGCAACAUGCGUGAUCUGCAGAACAGCAUGGCCGACUUUAGUAACGUCCACGACUGGCUGGUGGCUAAUGUCACGCCGGCGACGAAUUUCUCGGACGAACGGUUUUCCUCCCAACUGUUUUUGUAUCUCAUCAUCCUGACCACGCUAUCCUUCAUCACUGCACACCUGCUGCCCUGGCGAUUAAUUUUCCUCGUCUUGGGAUGGGCUGUCAUCAUCUCCUCCCACCCGAGGGCACAGGCUUGGUUAUUGAAAAUGCAAAAACAAGCUGAAGUUGAAACAACCCUCGCCCUUAAUGACCCUAACCUGAAACACCAAAAGUACAUCCACGGCAUUCCCCUCCCCGCCACACCAUAUGCGAUCCAGUCUGCAUUCACUACAUUCUCUGAGAUUACCCUGUCAACGACGCCAGAGACAAGAGAAGUCGAGAUCUUCGAGCUACAGCAUCGCCCCUUGGCCAGUAUUGCUUCUAGUGACAAAGCAGCCGAAUGGCAGCCCCACCUCUUCACGCCUUCUCCCUAUGACCCUCUCUCCCCAGCACGAAUUGCAGGCGACAGGCCAAGGGGGACGCGGUUCUUCGAAGAUGUCGAACCGCCAGAGGGAUGGGAGUGGGCCUCCAAAAAGUGGGAGUUAGACCUCGAAGCUGGGGAGUGGGUCAAUGAGAGACUCGUUGUGGGCGUGGGGUACGAUGUUCUCAACCACGACUCUCAAGAUAUCGAUGGGCUAUUAAGAAUCACCACAAACCGAAGAGAAAGCAUCAAUCUCGACUUUGGCGGGUGGGUAUGGGAUCUCCCACCGCCUCCCGGGUCCGGGGUUAACAGAGAUGAUGACCUAUGGCUUGCUUACGGGGAUUAUGAUGUUCCUAGAGUAGGUGUGCAGAACAAUUCCAAAGAAGAGGAAAAGGCGAGGAAGAAAAGGGAGAAGGAGCGGGAAAAGAGGGACAAGAAGGAUAAGGGUGGCGCGGUGAGGGAUUGGGAAGAGGCAACGAGGAUGGACAAUCGAGGGAGGACCGGGGAAUGGAGAAGAAGACGCUGGGUGAGAUUGGUCAAGAGGAGAGUGGCCGUCUGA
Molecule: messenger RNA, 1776 nt
Organism: Cladophialophora psammophila CBS 110553
Lineage: Eukaryota; Fungi; Ascomycota; Eurotiomycetes; Chaetothyriales; Herpotrichiellaceae
Exons: 3
Coding region: 1-1776 (591 amino acids)
Biological process (GO): peroxisome organization
Cellular component (GO): peroxisomal membrane
Source: RefSeq, a predicted model, not a curated record